Messenger RNA from Frankliniella occidentalis (western flower thrips), 424 nucleotides. RefSeq lists its product as uncharacterized. The coding region runs from base 1 to 393 and encodes 130 amino acids. Lineage: Eukaryota; Metazoa; Arthropoda; Insecta; Thysanoptera; Thripidae. The transcript is spliced from 3 exons. The record is from RefSeq and is a predicted model, not a curated record.
AUGGCACAUCACAUGAUAGGGCAAUCAGCCGUCUGCAAUAUUUUAAACUCGUCCCCGUUUCGCUUCGGCAACUUGAAGCUGGAUGUGUGGACCAACAACCAGUGGAAGGAGAACUCCAUCAUCUAUCGUAUCCCCAAGGCAUACUGUUCUACAGUACGCUCCAAUUUUCCGGGGCUAUACGAGACGUUUUAUCAAGCAAGUGCCUGGAGUAAGGGGCUCUGUACAUUCCUCAAAAAAACAUACACAAUGGAUAAUACGCCAAUCAAUUGGACCCUACCCAACUUCCCGUUGCUUCCUUACGGCCGUUAUAAGUGCACGAGCACAGUUUGGUCUCCAAAGAAAGUCAAGGAAGCCUGCUUCGUUUUUGAGUUGAUCAUCGUUCCAAGACUAUGACCAGCACCAAUAAACACAAUUGGAUAUCAAA